AUGAAGCACCUGCUAAUAAAAUGCGGCAAUUGGACAAACUUUCAAAAGGCCUUGAGUGAGUGGAGGAACGUACCCCGCAGCGAUGGACCAAGCCCCGCACAAACGCUUUUCGGAAGACGACAGAGAGGCAUCCUACCGACUCUGAACGACGGUAAAAACGACGGCGAUCUGGAAGCGAAAAUCAAAGCGAAAAAUGAAAAGAGAAGGGAAGCGAUGGAAAGAGGAAACGAACAACGAAAAGAAAUGCCAAAACUAAAAGCAGGAGAUGCAGUCUUGAUACAGAACCCAUUAACGAAGAGAUGGAAAGAGGAGGGGACGAUUCUCGCGUCGAGAAAUCGCGGUAGAUCAUACCUUUUGGAAACGAAGGACGGAUGGACGAAAACUAGAAAUCGACGAUAUCUGAAACCACUGCCUCCGACAAAAGGAAAUACGGAAGGAGCUACAAGGGGAGU
Molecule: messenger RNA, 452 nt
Organism: Paramuricea clavata
Lineage: Eukaryota; Metazoa; Cnidaria; Anthozoa; Malacalcyonacea; Plexauridae
Source: the annotation of a GenBank genome assembly